Nilaparvata lugens (brown planthopper) is the source of this 2185-nucleotide messenger RNA. RefSeq names its product spermatogenesis-defective protein 39 homolog (gene Vps16B). The transcript has 15 exons. Gene Ontology annotation, biological process: intracellular protein transport; vacuolar transport. Lineage: Eukaryota; Metazoa; Arthropoda; Insecta; Hemiptera; Delphacidae. The coding region runs from base 451 to 1773 and encodes 440 amino acids. Gene Ontology annotation, cellular component: cytoplasm. The record is from RefSeq and is a predicted model, not a curated record.
AUCAAAAUCAGCUGUUUAUUCCCUUUACAAUCUUAUUUAUAGGUUAUGUGUGGUUAUGUACGUGUUUAAAAACAUUAUCUAUCUUGAAUCUUAGUAGUUGGUACUUUCUGUAGUGUAUUAUUAAACAGAAUAUCUUUUUCAAUUAUAAUACGGAGUAACCAAAGGGAUGAAUAUUUUUUUGUAAACAGAGUACAUAACACUUGGAAAAUUGGAUGUUGUAAAAAUUACAACACCCGACUGCUCGUGUGAUCGAGAAGGGCGCGGCUACUGUAAGGUUAAAGAACCUGUGGGAGUGGUUCAACAUUGAUUCAACGUUCCUGUUCCAAGCUGCAGUCAGUAAAAUCCAGAUUGCAUUGCUGAUCGCCAAUCUCCUUUGCGGAGCCGUCUUAUAGAAGAAUAGAUAGCUUUUUGUAGGUACAGUAAACCUUGUUUAUUAGAACGACUUGAAUCAUGAGAAGAGAGACCGAUGAUUAUUGGACAGAAAGUGAUGUACAGAAAUUCGCCAAGAACUCUGAAAUCUUUAGUUUUGACAAUGAGGAAGAACGACCUGGGAAUCUCUUCUCAAACACAAGCUCAUCAAAAGUACAUUCCACGUUGAAAGAAGUUAUAGGAACUGGAGGUACAACUUCAGUAUCUGUCUCAGAUGUAAAGAAGAAACAUAUUCCAGAUCUCUCUGAACUGAUGUCAGAUAAAUCAUUGAAUAUAGUGCUGGAGGCUGAUCAGGUUUUUGAUCCAUUAGUGCAAACGAAAGGAAAGAUCCCAAUCGAAGAAGAAGUUAAACUUAUAAGGCGUCAAAUCCAAAAUCGCUGGGAUCCAAUAGAAGAGAAAAGUACAGUUCAAAGAAUGGUAUUAGGUCAACCUUAUUCAUUGGAGCUGUACAGAACAUUAGAUCGCAAAAGGAAUUUACUGAAUUGUGCUAUUGAUGUUGGUGAUGGUUCUGCCAUUUUAGCUGUGACAUUAUUCCUUAUGAGAACUUUGAAGAAGAGCUUAUUCAAUAACAUCCUGGCCAAUAAUCCGAUCGCUGCAAAUCAUUACAUCCAUUACCUUUCAACAAGAAUGCAAAUCAACGAUCUCACUGAUACACUCACAAUGCUAGGAAGGAACAAGGAUGCCUCUAUGAAGCAGUUUGAAAUAACAUGUCAAAUAUCGAAUACCCAAAGACAGUUGAAACGAUUAACAUCUUGUGUUCAAAAUCACUUUACAGGAGACAAAGAUAGAUUUCAUGUUGAAAGGUUCAUCAAGCUAUUAGAAUGGCAACAGACGACUGGAGCUCCCGAGGUGCAAUCAGUGGCUGACUGCCUGCACUAUUUGUGCAAGAACCACUGGUCGAAGGCCAAGAAUGACCCCCACUCGCCAUUCCUAAUCAGCCAACAGUACGGCGUCAAUGAAAAACUCUUCCAAUGGACUGCGCUAGUAGUGCAUGCACAGAUGAAGGCAUGGGGUGAUAUCGACAAUAUAUUCAUGACCAAGCAAUGGCUGGGUGGAUCAAAACUGAAGACUGCUCUACCGAUAGAAUAUGUUGUGAAAAAGUUGUAUAAGCUUGAAGCGCCAAAGGAAACGUUGGUUUCUUAUAUCAGACUCAUAGACAAUAUGGAUCAUAGGCUCAGUAUAGCGAAAUCAAUCCGAUGUGAUAGGGGAAUAUUAGAUACUUAUACUGCAAUGAGAGAUCGGCUUGGAUUGAUCAGCUAUUUAGCCAAUUUGGAUCCAAAGAGUGAAGACUACAAAUAUGCAGAACAAUUGUUAUCUUCAACUCCUACUAAAUGGAAGAACUAAGAUGCACCAUGACAUGACUGACCUGAUUCUGAAAAGGGUCGAUUUGUUUGCAAUAUUUGGAACUGAGAACAUCAAGUAUUGUUUAUGCAACUCUUCAAUGGUUUCCCAACUGCUUUCCCCCUGAGCUGGUUCUCGAAUGGCUGGGAUACGUAACGCACAGCAAAAUAUCAAAGAUGUGGACGCAAGUAUUAAAACAGUGGAUUUGAAAUGCAGGAAAGUAGCACUUUACUAACGAUUGAAUCUUAUUCUAUAGACUACAAGUCACUAGCAAAAUUAUAAUUUGAUCAUUAGUGAAAUUUAUUCCUUAUGCGAAUUUAAAUUGUUCAGUAUUAGACUCUACUGUAAAUACUAUAUUAUCAUAUUCCAAAUAAUGUAUAUUGGACCAACUACUGUUAAUAAAAUUGAAAAAAUU